This is a messenger RNA of Salvia miltiorrhiza (redroot sage), 1617 nucleotides long. RefSeq lists its product as uncharacterized. NCBI's taxonomy places the organism in Eukaryota, Viridiplantae, Streptophyta, Magnoliopsida, Lamiales, Lamiaceae. The record is from RefSeq and is a predicted model, not a curated record. The transcript has 5 exons. The coding region runs from base 1 to 1617 and encodes 538 amino acids.
AUGUCAUACAACACCUAUGCAAAGCUGCCUCUCAAAGUUAUGAUCAACAAACAGAAAUCCAAGGUCCUCUUUGCAGAAGCCAACAGUGAUUUCAUCAACGUCUUGUUAAGCUUUUUGGCGAUGCCUUUGGGGAAAAUCGUGGAAAACUACAUUCCACUAGGAAGCUUGAACACUUUGAACUCAUCUUUAAGUAAUCUCGACCAAUCCUAUUUCUCUACGCGAGGCGCAAAGCAGAUGCUGCUGAAUCCACAAAGUUCGUUUCGUGCCGAAUGCCGUAAACUCGCGAUUGAUAUCACUGCUAGCAACCCUAGCCGAUACUUCGUCUGUGAAGACGGUGAUUGUACUAAAUCAGGUUUUAGGAAUGUGAGCAUGUAUUCUGAUAUAGCUACAUGUGAAUGUGGGAAAUCGCUCAACAGAUCUGUAUCCGUCGAGGAGCGUUUAGACGUCGGAGUUUUCACGAUCAGUCCGUUGUCUUUCGUCGUCACCGAUGAUCUGCGUGUGGCGCCGAUUGUGUCCGGAGUUAUUCAAACGCUCAACAGUCUUGGCAUUACAGAAACUGAAGGAGCAGAGCUCAUGCGUUUGAGCUUUGAUGCUGAUGAGAUUAAGAAAUUGCUUAACUUAUGCUUAACUUCGACAACCCCUUUCACCGACAUGAUAUUCGCGAAAACUGGGGUAAUCUCCACUGCUGCAAAACCGGAACCUGGGAUUUUGCUGCAUCAUAUUCAGAAGAGCGACGCAAACCCUAGAAAAAUGGCUUUGAAGAUCUGCUUGCAGAAGUCGACGAAUAAAUUUCUGUUUGCGGAAGCAAUGGAUGAGUUUGUUGAAUUCCUCUGUAGCUUCCUCACUCUUCCAUUAGCAGGAGUUGAGUUUCUUCUGGGAGGGAAAACUGGCCUCAAAAACAUCGACAAUUUAUACACAAGCCUCUCAAAUGGCAUCGAUGCAAAGUAUUUUACUACUUCAGAUAUGAAAAGCAGGCUCAUAAAUCCCAAGCUACCUCACGGUUAUAGAUCUGAAUAUCCCUUUCUACCGCUCAGCGAAGAUGGCCCUCCUAAACUUUUUUACAAAGAAGAGAUGAUCAAAUGCCAUAGGUAUAGUAAAAUACUGAAGCCUGAAAGAACUUAUUUUCAUCAUAGUCAGAAAGACGUGUACAAUCUGCAAGUGUGCUUGCAGAAGUCUACGAUUAAAUUUCUGUAUGCGGAGGCAAUAUUUGAUGAUUUCAUGGAGUUUCUUUAUGGUUUCAUUCAUCUUCCCUUAGCUGCACUUGAGUUCCUUUUGAGUGGCAACACCGGUGUUCACAGUCUCGACAGUUUAUACCGAAGUGUCUCUCCUGGAAUCGAAGACAAGUAUUUCACUUCACCGGAAGCUAAGAUGCCUUACGGUUUCGAUUCUGAGCAGUCUCUGCCUCUCUCAGAUGUGAAGGAAAGGGAGUUAGGUGUUGGAAUUGAAGAGGGAUUAGGUAUCUUGAAGGCUUCUCUUACAUCAAAAACAGCUCUAACUGAUGCCAUCAUUGAACCCAUGCAUGUUGAAACUAGAGAGCUAACCACAGUUUUCUUGAAUAUCAUGUCGGUCAAGGGAGUUGCAGAAGUUAAACAGAAAAUAAGCAAUUUCCCAAUCUAA